AAAUACAUAUGAUCCNUAAUAAAUAAAAUUUCUUCGUACUCUCAAGUCUCAAACAAUGUCAAUGAAUCUCCGCCCUCCUUCCUUCCGUUCCCUCGCCGCCGCCUCCUCCGCCGCCAUGUAUUCUCGUCCCCAUUUCACGGGAGCACGCCCUAGAGGAAGGAGAACCUACUCCGACAGACCCUCAGGCCCUGCAGGCGGUGACCACGCGGAGUCGGUCUCCGGCGAUAACCAUUUCACUGCAGUAAGUGAGACCAAUCGCGGAUUCCGACAUAGCUACAAUGCUGUACCCCCGCCACCUCAGUUUGCAGCCGGUCAGCAGUUUCACGGACCCGGUCCGGAGUCCAACCGGACUUCCGCACCUGUUUUCCAGCAGCGUCCGGUGGCCCAGGGCCCGUACAGGCACCCACGGCCCAUGAAUCCUGCUUUUGGUAAUCAUCAUCAGUUCACACCACAGCAGGUGCCUCAACAGUAUAGGCCGAGACCCUCGAGGCCUCCAGACUAUCGAGACUGGGAGUAUGGGAAACGGGGUCUGCCUUCUCAUUCCGGGCGGUUUACUGUUCUCUCGUAUAACAUACUGGCUGACUACUUGGCCAACGAGCACUAUCACAAACUUUACUUUCAUAUUCCCCGCUAUAUCAUGGACUGGAAUUGGCGCAAGAGAAAUAUAUGUUUCGAGCUUGGGUUGUGGUCAGCUGACAUUUUGUGUCUUCAGGAGGUUGAUAGAUUUCAAGACUUCGAGGCAGAACUAAGGAACCGUGGUUAUGCUGGCAUUUGGAAGAUGCGAACUGGUGAUCCUGCUGAUGGUUGUGCUAUAUUUUGGCGUUUUUUAAGAUUCAAGUUGCUGCAUGAAGAAUCCAUUGAAUAUAAUAAGCUUGGCCUUCGGGAUAAUGUUGCCCAGAUAUGCGUGUUUGAGUGUAUUCUUGCUGAACAGUCUCUUAGCGGACAGAAUAAUAUCAACGCAGCACCAACCCUUGGCAGCUCAGCAAGCCCUAACAGAGUUGUUAUUUGCAACAUUCAUGUGCUUUUCAAUCCCAAAAGGGGAGAUGUAAAACUUGGACAGAUUAGGGUGCUUCUAGAGAGGGCGCACGCUGUUUCUAAGCUUUGGGGUGAUGCUCCAAUAGUUAUCUGUGGAGACUUCAACUGCACCCCUAAGAGUCCCUUGUACAAUUUCAUCUCAGAACAAAAGCUGGAUAUUUCAAAGUUGCCUCGUGAUCAGGUCUCUGGGCAGGCUACGGCAGAAAUACGCCCACAGAGGCCUCCUCCUGAUUUUAGGACACAAGUUGCAGACAUUGCUUCCUCUCAAGCUUCUGUAGUUAAUAGUGCAAAUAUAGAGCAAAGGGACUUGCCUAUAGAUGCACAGAAUUCAGCCUCUCCUCAAAAUUCUGCAAAUGCCUCUUCCACGAGGAUGCCAGAAAACUAUUCAAGUGAUAUUAGUAAUACAUCUGACCCUACAUCAACCUCUAACUCGAGUGUGUCUCAACUUUCCCUUGAUCAUACACCAUCAAUUCAAGAAGUAGCAAACGAGUCUCCUGAUAAAAUAUCUCUUGAUUCUCUUGAUCAUGCCCCAUCAAAUCAAGAAGUAGCAAACGAGUCUCCUGAUAAAACAUCUCCUGAUUCUCUUGAUCAUGCCCCAUCAAAUCAAGAAGUAGCAAACGAGUCUCCUGAUAAAACAUCUCCUGAUUCUCUUGAUCAUGCCCCAUCAAAUCAAGAAGUAGCAAACGAGUCUCCUGAUAAAAUAUCUCCUGAUUCUCUUGAUCAUGCCCCAUCAAAUCAGGAAGUUGCAUUGUCUGCUUCAUGCGAACCCACAGGCGCAGAUUUAUUUCUGGACGAGAAACUUGAUCUUUUGUCACUCAAUGAAUUUGCUGAUGGGGCUAUGGAUAAGCCGGGUGAAAAUUGUGAUUCAUUUAUUUCCGAACUACAUGGCCAAUGGGACUCACAUUCUCUUGAAGAUCAGGUUCUCGAUGGCAACCUUCAUGUUGAACAUGAGAUUAUGGCCGAUGUUUGGAAUAGUUCGUCUGCUUAUACAUCGGCUUGGACUCCGGCAGAGAUACAAACUGCGACGGGCAGUGUGGACGAUAUGGUUGUGGAACACCCCUUGAAGUUGAUGAGUGCGUAUGCAGAAGUUGAGCGGUUUAUUUUUCAAUGGCUGAAGANCUCAUCAGGGAUAAGAGAUUCGAGUGGUGAACCUUUCAUCACGAGCCACCAUAGACGUUUCUCAGGCACAGUUGAUUAUAUAUGGCACACAGAAGGGCUGCAAACUCUAAAGAUUCUUGCUCCAAUUCCGAAACAUGUCUUGCAGCAAACUCGGGGAUACCCCACAAAGAAAUGGGGAAGUGAUCACUUAGCACUGGUUUCUGAAUUUGCCUUCACUAAGGAUAGCAUGUCCUCUGAAAAUGCCGGCUAGUAAUGCUUUAAGAGUCUUGCACAAUUCACACAUUGCCAUUUGACAGGCAAGCUGAAUUGGCUUGAUUCUGGGUUGUAUUUAUUGAGGUCAGAAAAUGAGGCAGCAAAGGAAUGUGAGUAUGUGACCACAAUUGCAGUUGGAUAUAUAUAUUUUUUUGUUGACAUGAAUGUGAGAAAAGAAACUCGCAUGUGACUGAUGCCUCGGUAAGGGGGUUGUCGUUUAUCCACCAAGAUAUACAUUAUUCGAUCCAUUUUAAUAUAGUUUGGUUCAGAAAAGCCUAAGAUCUCAUUGUUCUAUUUUAACAAUAAUGUUAAUUGUUUAUGAAUAUAUGUAAUGUCGCCAUUUUGCCA
Striga asiatica is the source of this 2754-nucleotide messenger RNA. Lineage: Eukaryota; Viridiplantae; Streptophyta; Magnoliopsida; Lamiales; Orobanchaceae. The record is from the annotation of a GenBank genome assembly.